Messenger RNA from Pocillopora meandrina, 10509 nucleotides. The record is from the annotation of a GenBank genome assembly. NCBI's taxonomy places the organism in Eukaryota, Metazoa, Cnidaria, Anthozoa, Scleractinia, Pocilloporidae.
AUGUCACACAAGUUACUGGAUAGCGCUGCUCCCAUAGAUCUUAAGAUAUUGUUCUUAAAUUAUCAACAGAUGGAUGCAAGGUCACCGAAGCUCAUUGUAUCGAAAAUACACAGUUUCGCGGCGAAAAAGAAUGUUAAUCCUGGAAAACGGGCUCCUAGAAAGCAGACACCUGCAGACAAAAACCAAAUUAAUAUUGUAUACACGGUGAAGAAACCACGAGAUGGAUCGAAAAUAGAAAUAUAAACAACCAGCCAUCGUUAAAACUUGCAAUUUGGUUAACUCAGCGUGAAAUACUCGAAAAGUAAUGGUUCUCUCUGUUUUUAGCGGUUUGAAAGUACAAUCGCCGUACGACAAAGGUACAAAGUUUGUAGAAAGGUCGAACACCUAAGUGAACAGAAUCCUUGUUUUUGCGAGGAGCUCUUGCGUUUAUUAACAAAGACAACUGAAAAGUUUCCACAUGGAAAAACACAGCUUGAAACAUACAGGUACUUUGUGCUUUUUUCUUCACAGAUUCAUGAAAAGGAGAUUGACUUAGAGACAAUUGAAAUAUCUCACUUUUCCAACAUGUUAUUUCAUAACUUGUAAACUUGUUUUGCAGUGGCAACCUAACUUUGGCAAAAAAUUUCGUUUGGGCGGAUUAAAAGGUAAAUACACAUAUGGCAAACAAGUGCAUUUAUCGAUGCAAAUCCAACCGUUGGCUUUUGUCUUCACAGAAAUGGAGAAAAUCAAUUUGAAAAGAAUCCCUGUCUUGAAGGUUAAUUUUGCAUUAUGUUUACAUAAGUCAUGGGAGGACGCGGUGACAGCUUCUGAAUAUUGCAUGAAUGUUUGUACAAAUAAAAUACCUUUAAAACGAUAUCAAAUAUUUCAAAAGUAUAAAUAUUUAAUCAACUUUGAUUUAAGGAGGCAAAGUGCCUAUUCGUCAGACACUUCUGCUUGCCUUCUCGACGGCGAAGUCCAAACCUAGGAGAACUUCCCUGGUAAGUUCAGUGGUAAUUCUUUGUACAAAUUCUCAAUGUUUUCUCGAAAGGAAAAGUUGUUAUUUGCCAUCAUUUCCGAUUGUUUACCUUUUUAAAGUAAAUAGAGUGAAGAUAUUUUCCCGUUGCGGAUUCUAUUUACUCAUAUAUAUUGGAAAACAGUUUAAUCUACCCUAGGCCCUAACGAGAAAUAUUUGAGAAAAACUCUCGUUGUUUUCAAACAUUCUAAUCCAUUGACGCUGCAAGUGCAAUGCUACACAAACGUAUAAAGCUUGAUCUCGAGUAAACGAGACCUCACAUUUUCAUCAGUUUAACCAGUUGAACUGAUACACGAGGAAGAAAUGGAAGCAUGUUGUUUCGUAGAUUAAAAUGGCCGGUGCCAACAUCAAACGGAAACUUUGGGUAUUGUGAUCGCAUUACGAAAAUGUAGGUGAACGAUUUGUAGUAGUAAAUACGACAAAUAUACUUUAGUGAUAUGCCCCAAACGUUCUUGAUAGUAGACCGCGGCAAAAUUUUUAUUUACCGAAUGACGUAUCGCUAAAAUCAUAACAAAUUUGUAAAUUCGUGAAGCCAUUGGCUUCGGGCAUAUGUCUACCCGCUCGCUGGUUUUACGGAUUUACUGUUCAUGAACUAAUAAAUGAUUUACAAAGCACUUCACCUGGAAAAGAGAUAUUAUUGUCAAUUAGCGCUGAAGAACAUGUCUCAAAAACCUUGAAGAAUCUCGCUAAAUAAUGCGUAAAAGUUAUAAGUAUCAAGUGCGCUUUGUUUAAUUAAAAAACCAAUACAGUUUUGCAGAUGAUUUAAAACCAGAAGAGUAUUAAGUUAUUAAAAAAAACAAACUUGAUUCAUGAAUGGCCUAGUAAACAGAUAAAAACCACAAGCUUUUGGCGACAAAACAAAGGUGGAAACUUCACUAAAAGAAUAAAAAUAUGCCAUGAAACAGACUGAAUUUUCUACACGAGGGGCCUCUUGAGAGAUUAGCGUAAAUUCAUUCAUAUAACCUGUGAGAGAAUUCAGUGUUAUCUUUCUUUGAGCACGUUCGAAUUCCAAAUGAAAACCAGAGGACAAAAAAAGCUCGGUAAACUGCAAACGCUCGCUAGUAGAAUUGCCGCAAAAACUAACUGCUUACUUCUUGACUCUAUAACAGAACUGAGAGGACCUCAUAGGCGGUGCAGGAGUUGCGUGUUCAUAAAUGCUAUUGCAUAAUACUGCUUUCAUAGUGAACUUCGCAGCAGUGAAGCUAUUGAUCCACGCAACACACCUGUUACGUCGCGCCAGAGUCACCUGUUUAGAUUUUUUCAACGCGUGCUUUUGGUAGCAUUUUUAAUCUAAAGAUGGCAUUUGGGGGAUUAGUAAGGAUAAUGAGCGUACAAGAAUUGAAGCUCUAUGGCUUGGCAAGUGCUUUUGUUUUCGCAUUGUUCGAAUGAAGUAGUUCUUGUUUCUUCAUUACCCGUAGUGCUCAAAACGAAAGUGUGAUUUACAGUAGCAGUCGAAUUAUUUAGCUUUCUCAAGAACUGGUUUUGGGUGGAAAAUUAGUUCUUUACGAAAGCUUUAUUAACACAUCCAUUAAAACCCUUUCUCUUGGUAAUCAAGGCUUUAUGGUGAAAAAUUAAUUUCAUUUAUUUGAUGUGCCAAUUGUCACUCACAUGUACCGGCUAUUAAAUUUUUUUACCGUGGGAAAAAGUGUGACGAGUCGCAAUUUCAGGAGUACAAUCGGGGAACGCCUCUUGUCGAGAAACAGAUAAUGGCUGUGUGCAAUGGUGGAAUCAUAUGAUUGUGUUGUAAUCGUAUAUGACAGUUUUAAUUGUUUGAAGAACAAAUUUAUCUUGUGCUUUCUCGAAGUAUUGUCUUACUGACAAAACUGAGCCAAGGAAGUGACAGAAUCUCCUGGAAACCGUUAUCAAGAUACAUCGAAAUUCAGGUCUAUAAUUCCUCAUAUCUUAACCGGAAACUUCGAAGGGGACUGGGUGAAUGUAGGACUCGUGAAAAUGUCGUCUACUUCUCACAUGUUAGGUUGCACAAAUUAGGUUACGCACUUUUAAUCGCCUCUGAGCCUUUUCCUUUUUGAAAGCAAACGCCGAACAACUCGCCUGCAUAAAAUAUCUCAACAAAUUAUGUCAUUUCUUUGACACCGAAUAACAACAGUUCGCUUUUAAAAUAUUAAGGGCAAUUUAUCUCUAACUUUUUUUUGAGAUGAUGGAACGUUAACAUAAGGUCUUAUCUGGGAAUUGAAGAGAAGAUAGCAGGGAAGAUAAAUUUGUUUUGUUUAGACCGAAGGACUUGCGAGAUGAAAAGAAGCCAUAAGCUGCGGGUCAUCGGAUAGACUGAAGGUUCUUUUUUUUCACAGAUGAAUAUCGGGCAAAAAGAUUUUCAACAGGAUUUUAAGCGUUUGUUUGUUUGUUUCUUUAUUAUUUUUACAUACACCAUAGACAUUAUGAACAGUUUUGAUGAUUUUCUUUUCGUUGAUCAACAUUGAAAUUUAGAGAAAGAUAACAUUUGACUCAAUGGCUUAUCAAGCGGAAUUUCGAAAUGAAAACAAUGGUGAUCGUUCAACAGAAAUGGAAGCCAAAACAAGCGCUUGACACAACUGGCACAGGAAAUAUACCCUUGACGCUAAUCGCUAACCUUGUGAGAUAGAUGUGACACGAUAGGAUCAGUUCUUCAUGUCAGACACCCAUUGAUGUAAUAAGAAGUUGCUGUAUAAACAAACUCAAUUUGCUGAUAAGUUAAAACACACCUCCUAUCAGCAAAGAUAAUACUGAGGAAGUAGAACAUUAGCUGAGAUAUCAGCACCUCAUUUUCACUUUGCCAAGAUUUGUAACGCACCCAGGGAGAUGAUAAAUCUAUUGCUAACAGCUAAUCAAGAUUGCGCACUCGCCAAAGUUAACAAAACGAGACAAAAUAAAUAAAUCAACACAGACUGGAUAACAUUGCUAUCUUUUAAGAACAUCUAUUAUUAAGUCAUAAACCUUGAGACAGAUCACCCACAUCGAAUCAAGUUAGAUGUUCAUUUAGAUGUCAAAUUCAAUUUUCUGUAACAAAUGGCUUGGAAAAACAGGAUCAGAGUUUUUGAGUGCAAGUGUUUCUGAUAUCAUCUUCUGCCAUUUUACAUUAAAAUGACACUCUCAGUGUUAAAAUAAAGAAUAACUCAACGAAAUAAUGUUAUUGGGGUGAAAGGAAGAAAGUAAACGGAAUCUGCCUCAUACCAGUAAAAGGAUACCUCAUGGGAAGUUGCGUUGGUAGGUCACAGGAAGGCAGGAAUUCUAUUUCUGCCUCAUGCACAUCUGAUAAGGCGUUGAAAUACUUUGACACCGCACGAAGCCCUUCAAACAUGAAAGACAUUUUUUUCAAAACGAUAUGCUGUUAUUGGUUAAGAAUUGCCUGAGUGGCUCUCCGUCACAGCUUGCUCCUGGUGGGGCUUCUAUACAAAUAAACCCUUGUCCUCCUGUGAUUUGACAGGUCGGAAGUCUGCACCCAACACAAUAUUUCCAGUCACAUCCUCGGUGGCGAAGAUCUUUAUUCAUUGGCGGGUACUUAUUAACUAACUGUUAGGCGGAGAGACCUUGAACUUUGUCGAUGGUGGAGCUGUUGCUUCCAUUGUGUGGCUGUUAAUAAUAUAUUAACAUCUUGUGUUGGAUUUAUUUAAUGAGCUAUAGAAGAGAGAGAAAUUCGAUUAGACGCUGAAUUCCUCGAUUUAGACAUUGACGCGGUGGGUGCAUACCAUUUGAAGCAGUUAAGUACAGAGGUGGGUCUUAGCGGAAUAACUGUUUCAAGAUUUUUUCACGAGCAGGACGGAUUUCCGGAAACAAUUAAUGCGCUAUGUUUAUCGCUACAUAUUUCAGCUUGAUAUCAAGUUUUCACUGUUUAAAGUUUAGAAGAAUCAUUAGAGGCAGCUGCAAAUAUACGCUGCACAAAAGUAAAGGAAUAUACUGAUAUGCACUAAGGAAGUCAUUUAAAUACGCGAUGUUGUUCCAAUUCCAGCAGCGAAAGAGAAAAACCUGUUAGCUACGAUCCGAAGUGUUCUCAGCAGCAACAGUGUAUCUAUCAGAAUUUUUUUUAGAAAGCUGACCAAUUUAAAAUAACGGGAUAAAAAUACCAUAUAAGAGUCACUCAUAGUGCGGAAAGUUUAUUUCUCUCGGGCCAAUACAAAAUUGAAUUCAUUACACGCCACGAAGAUAUCCUAAAUAAUCUCUCUAGAGGCAGUGAAUGAAACUCCUUAAGUGCAGGAACUUAUGUUUGUAAACACUUCUAUUGUUUAGACUUCAAUUUACACGGGUUAUUGACGACAGACUUAGAGUUUAUCAAAACAAUUUAGAAGCUCCGUAGUCUUAUUCGCCAGAGUAGCCAAUAGUUUACGCAAGCAAUCGACCACCAUUAAUAUUCAAUUUGGAUUUCAUGUACCAGUUGAUGAAGUAUUAUUCGUGUUUUGAAUCGAAACAAUAGAUCACUAUGGCCUACCUGAUGUGCGUUUACUAUAAACGUGAAUUAAUAUUCACAGAAAUCGAGGUUUCAAAACUGCGUGACCCCCACAUAAUUGACGACGUUUUCUUCAAAAUGGAGAGAGAGAAAGCUCAAAGGGUCGUUACAUUUGUUGGUGCUUGCGAAAAUUGGAACCCAAAGGUGGCAAUGUAAAUAUUCGCGAUUAAACACGUAGAUGUGACAAGUAUCCUCUAUCACUUUAAACGUUAUGCAAACAAAAGAAAACGAAUAGUUGAGAUUUGCUUCCACUAAUUUUGGAUCAAUUCAGCAUGAAAACGGGCUCGAUUUCAUAUGCUCUAGGCAGGGGUCGGUUUUUGAUUGAUGGGGUCGAAACAAGAGCAACUUUUCUUUGCACUGCCUAAGGGAACGUCGCCACAGUGUAGUAUUUUCUUCUCAGUUGAACGGAUCGACUUGUAACUGCGGCUGAUAAGCAAAAUUAAAGACGAGUAACAAGUUGACUGACACUAUGAUGAUUUGCUUGUCUAAACAAACAAGGUUAACAGGCAUUAUUUUCAACAGUUUUGUCUACAGGAUCCCUGCAUGUGAGCGAGCCCGCACUCAAGCAGACAAGAUUAACUGACAUUUAAUUUGAACUUUCGAGAAACACAGAUAACAGUGUCGACCGCAGUUCAUCGCUCAUUGGCGUCGAUAUAAGUGCUAUUAUUCGGCAUGCUAUUUCGAGGUUUGCGUUCAUUAAUCGUUUGGAAAACACCUGAUCCUUAUGUUAGUGUUAUUGAAAUAAUAAGGCCUUGCAAAGUUCAUGAAAUAGUGUUUUUGAAUCAAGCCCUAAGUAACCAUAACAUUGGCAAUUGAGGAGCCAAAACAAAGGAAACGCAUAAACAUUUCACUAGCUUCCUGUGAUCAAACGAAAGCGCCUAAAAGCCGAAAAUAGCAUUCAAAACCUUUCUCACCUCAUAGAGAGUGAUUUCUGACAGUUGGUAAUGGAAUCGGGAAUUUUAAAGGUGCCAAGAUUUCGCGAAAUCGUAUUCAAUCCCCGCGCUUCUUACUUAAUUAUCAUGUCCACGCCGAGGGCAAUGCUGUCAACUUGGAGGGCUUGACAAACCGUAAAUGCAAUAAAUGUUGGGAAUACAUAAUCACUGUCCUGUAGUGAAAUUUAGAUUAGUUCAGUAAACAGAAACAGCAGGUUAACAGAUAAACUUCCGCGGAUUUCUACCGUCGCUUUCCAAAACCGGAAUCUAGGCUUCAAAAUUGGCGAAAUUGCGUCCACUAGAAGUGCUUUCGCGAGUUAAUAAAGUGCAGCGAAGCGUUGACUGAUGCAAUUUAGCAUGCAUUAAUACACUAACUUCUACUACAAGCACAUUUCAAUUAUAUCCCACGCGAGCCAAGACAACUGUUGUUUCAGAUGUAAAUAAUAGGGUAAUAAAUUGAAGCACCGCCAAUCAGAAUUCCCAUUUCUAGAAACAAUUAUGUCUAGCAAGGACAGUAGGAGUACAUCCCGUGGCGAAAAUAUCAGAGCGACCCCAAUUGCUUCUUCAAAAGCUUCCCGGCCCUUCUCAAGGUUAACUGACUGGGUUAAAUUGAUUCGGUUCGCCUCAGUCUCGAGAAAUUUGGCCACUUUCAUAUAGAGCGCAGUAUUUUCCUCAACUGAAGAUAAAAAAGAACCGGAGAAAGGUAAAUGAAUCUUCAGCAUAUAUUUACAAAAAAUAUCAUUGGGUUAACACUUAUUUGGUUUCAACCAAAUUCUCAAUCGUUGUCAAGGCACAAAAUUUUCGCAUGACUUAAUGAGCUGUCGCAUGAUUUUUAUGACAAAGUUCGCGUGCUUUUUGCUACUCAUUGGUGAAAUAAAUACACAGCUGUUUUAUAGCACCUUUUUCUACUUUUGACACUGGAAACAAUACCGGCAUUUGCCUCGCGCUUCAGGUCAAAUCUAAAUUCGUAAGGUGAGAUCGCAUCCGCCUCGAACUUUUUCAUACACAAACACGUUGCUUCGAUCUGAUAAGACACAGGAGAGAUGAACCUGGCUCUGAGAAACGAAUUUGACAUUUGAAAUCCAUUUUUCUGCGAGUAUUCUAUAAUUUACGAGAUCCACAGCUGCUAAUUUCCGGUAAACAGGAGCGUGAUAUGUCCAUCAAAAAAUGCGCACAGGUUUGUACUCUUGCUGAAGAGCUAAAAGUGUUCCCGUUGUGGCCUCGAAAUAAAAAUUUCCCUUACAACUGGAAAUUGUUUGUUUACACUAAAUUAUAAAUCUUUAACAACUCUUUAGAAUAAACAUUUUGAAUGUACACAAACCUUAAUAGUACCAGCAAAUACUGUAAUCAACCCUAUAAGACCUUCAUACGUGAAAUAUUUACUUUUGAGGGGGUUUAUGAUGUUACUGUUACUCUAAACUGUAAUUAAAACCUGGGAAAUAAUAAUGUUAAGCUUAUCCUCGACUGCAACAGACUGAGUAUUUUGAGCUUAUCACGAGGAGCCGCUAUCGCUUUUAUGAAAGCCCGUUGACUCAAUUCAGAACAUUCCCAAUCAAGUCAGGUCGUUUAAGUGAUAAGAAAGCCGCUUGUGUGGUUUAAUUCAUGAAUGUUUCGCGCGUUUUUGUAGGAUACGGCUCGGUUGUCUGGCUCUCGCACCGCGCACAGGUGGAGCGAAAUAAGCGUUCCUGUCUUCUGUUGUUGUCAUGUUGUUUUCGGAGAAAGAGGAAAGCGCAUUUGCAUGGUACAGGACCCCAGCGUGGGGCAGCAUUAUCGCGAAAAAAGAUUCACAGCGGGUAGUUUGUAAUAAUAAAAAAUAAAAUCUACAUCGUAUAAUUAAAGCUAAAUAGCCUGCACUUGGGCCAGACAACAUGUGAAUUGCUUUGUGCCUUUCAAUUCCCCUCAUCUGCCGAUUGCUUCUCUCUGAUUGGUAUAGUUGCGAACCAGGUGUUAACUAUGGGUGUGGGGAGGAGCGUUUCACUUUUCACUCCUCCUUGAAGAUAACGGGAAAAUAUUUUCACACCUCGAGUGUAAAUAUACACUAGGAGUCAAGGUAGUUUGAAAUUGUAUACUCCCGAAUAUAUGAUAGAAAGGUAAACGAAAUUUGGCAUGGAUGGUGUAAAUAAUAGAAGUGAAUGGAUAGAAACAAUUAAGGGCCUAAACGGACAAGUAGCAGCUGCCAGAGUAGGUGGUCGCAUUGCUACCAGACAAAUAAAUGAAUCAAUUGACGCUUUGUAAAGAGCAUAAUGAUUGGUUCGAUGGACAAAAGAUAGCGUGAUGUCAGGAUAUUUAUAGAAAGUGAUAGAUAAUGAAUAGGCGAGCCAAUCAAAUGUCAUAUCGACAAGACAAACACCAAACAGUCUUUAGAAUUUCUAAUUUAUAUAUUAUUGCCACAGAACAGCCUCCAACACUUCAGAAUUAACUCUGUCAAACACAAGCAAAAUGGCCUCUUCAAACCACGACCAUCAACUAAGCAGCUACGAGCCUGAGCUCAAGAAAGACGAUAGCGACUCGAGCCAAGUUGAGAGCGAAAAAGCCGAAACUAAGGAGGCCUCGUCGAAAGAUCCCAAUGUGAAGCCGCCGUACUCUUACGUCGCGCUGAUCGCGAUGGCGAUUCGAGAGUCUUCAGAAAAGCGGUUAACCCUCAAUGGAAUCUACCAGUACAUUAUCAGUAAGUUUCCGUUUUACGAGAAGAAUAAGAAGGGAUGGCAAAAUUCCAUACGGCACAAUUUGUCACUCAAUGAGUGUUUCAUUAAAGUUCCCCGAGAAGGCGGCGGGGAGAGAAAAGGAAACUACUGGACCUUAGAUCCAGCUUGCGAGGAUAUGUUUGAGAAAGGUAACUACAGGCGCCGGCGCCGCAUGAAGAGACCUUACCGGCAACAAACUCUGCAGCACACCAACGGAAUGCUAACAGAUCCGCGCGCGGCAGCGUAUGGAAACUUCAUCGCUCCCAAGUGGUCAGCUUAUAAUCCAGUUCAAAGUGUACCUACUGCAGGAGGAAACUGGCGAACUGCUCAGCCUGCUGGCCCUCUUUCGUACCCGUGCAACCCGCAAUCGUCUAGAGUUCCACCGGGGUAUGCGGUUGCACCCUACAUGAACAUGGGAUCAACUGUUGGAGUCCCAGUCAGCUCAUACACAGGUACGCAGUAUUCUACACAAAUCCAGAACCCCGUGAAUAAUCAAUGUGGGUACGGAGCCGUGGCAAUGCCCAGUGUAGGUUGUCGCAGACAAACUGAUCAUACAGCCGCAGUGCAUGGCCAUCAUUUUACUAAUCCGUACUGGAAUCCACCUGACAAGCAUUCAUUUGACGCUCAACCACGUUCAUAGGGUAAACGUGUGCGAGAGAUUAUUGACUGAAAAAACGUUUCUACGAUCUAGAGAUUUUAUUUAUAUGAGAACACAUAAGAAUUACUCUUGGACCUGACUGCAAAUAGAGAAAGAAAAGUACGGAAAAAGCCUCUUAAAAAAAGCAAAAAAAAAAAGCGAACUAACAAACUCGAGAUGUACGCUCCAAAAUUAUAGAGAUUUCAUGUAAUAUUUGAGUAUUAUAUUUACUUUAAUCAUUAAAUCAGAAGCCCCUUGAUAUGGUAUCUGGGCAUUCCAACCAGUUCAGCAGUUGACCUUCCAAACAAAUCAAAUUGUACCAAAUCUAAUAUUAUCUACGAUAAAGGAAAAAAAGGAAAUGAAAAUUCUCCUAAGAUUUAUUCUUAUUGCGCACGUUUUCGAAUGCUCGAAGUUCAAACUGAAAGUUGACGAGCUAGUAAAUUCAUUAGGUACACUUUUGUGAACUGUUAUUAGUGUAGACUUUCUACUUCAGCGUGAAUGCGUGAAACGCCAAUGAUCUCUUUUACCGCGUGAAGUCUUUUAGCUUUUAACUGUAACUUGCAGUUACACUUUCAACAAAGAGGAUUUUGUCGAUCUGUUCAAUCCAUUUUAGAAUUUUGAGGAAGUACCUCUAGUGUUUGUUGACUUUGAUUUUGAAUAAUUUCUCGAACCGGCGGUUACUCGCCACUUAAAAAGGUUCAAGGAAGAAAUGGAAGAAACGAACUUUUUGAAAAUAAUUUAUUUGCCGAUGCGGCAUUGUCACUGUCUUUUCUAUGCCUUCAAAGAAAAUAAACUCAUAGUCAGGG